Messenger RNA from Paraglomus brasilianum, 1722 nucleotides. The record is from the annotation of a GenBank genome assembly. NCBI's taxonomy places the organism in Eukaryota, Fungi, Glomeromycota, Glomeromycetes, Paraglomerales, Paraglomeraceae.
AUGGCAGGCGCUAUAGAAUUUCCAGACCUCAACAAAAUUAACUUUAAAACUUUAAUGAAUGGAAUGAUACUCAAUGGCUCAAAUUGGGUACAAUUUAGAAAUCAUUUCGAACAUGCAAUACAAGUAUAUGUACCACUGGACUUAUUAACAACAGGAUACUUUACUGGAAACUACAAUAAUGGAUAUAAUAGAAUAGCAUUAAAUAAUAUAGCAGGACUUAUAGCAGGAAACGCAGCAGAUGCAGGAGCAUAUAAUGUAGUAUUUUUAAAGAACCUAAUACACAAAUUGGCGAUAUCAUGCUUUGAUUACGACAGAUACAUAUUAUAUGAAACACAUAAAAAUGAAUUGACAACAUACUUCCCAAGUGACUUCAAUAGAGGAGCACGAAGAAGAAGGCAUGAAUGGGAAUCAGUACAAGAUAACCCAACAACAAUCUUGUUAGACAAAACCAAUUUCCCUGAAGAAAUGAACAUGUACUUCCAAGCAGCACAUACUGGAGGAAUAGGACAAGGAAACUUAACAUGUGCAGAUACGGAUGGAAUGUCAAGACAAAUAUCAUUCAGAUUAUGGUUUGAUAAAGUAUUUAUAACACCAAAAAUGAUUAAAGAAAAACAGAAAUUGUUCAACAAAAUGAAAUUUGAACCAAGAUAUUUAAUUGAAAUAGAUGAAGCAGCAAACUUCCAAACCAAAUUUAACCGCGACUUAGCAUUAUGUAGAAACAACACAUCAUUCUUAGGAGGAUUACAAAUAUUAUUAGAAGGAAUGUUACCAAAUGGACGACAUGAACUGGAAGACUACAAAAGCCAGAUGAACUUAAUUAACAAUGAAAUCACGGAUACACCCGCAUUCUUUACAGCACUAUCAAGGGUGUAUGAUUAUUAUAAAUCAGGAAAAGUAGGAGAAUAUUUCAGAAACCAAUCAGAAAAGAAACAAACAAACUUCCUAAAUAAACAAAGAGAAUUCUAUGAUAAUGAAAAGAAGAAAAAAGAAAAUAGAUUCAAAAAGAAUGAAUUCGCAAUAGUAUCUCUCAGAAACAUGAAAUGUUAUAAUUGCGGAAGAAAAGGACAUCUUAUGAGUGACUGCAGAUCAAAGAAACAAGAUAAAGGAUAUAACAAAGGAAAGAAAUUCUCAAAAGAAAGGUUCUCAAAAGAUAGAAGCAGAAAAGAAUUUAACAAGAAAGGAAAUGGAUAUACGGACAAAAAAGGAAGAACAUGGAAAUCCAGAGAAGACUACAAGAAAUGGAAAGAAUCAAAGAAAAGAAAAGACUCAUCCAAGCCUUAUAGAACCAAAGAAGAAGGAUUCAAGAAAUCAUCAUUUCGCCCAAAGGACUCAUCAGGACAAUACGAAAAGAAAUAUAAACCAUUUAAUAAAGAAAAAUAUAAGGAUAAGAAAAUGUGGUGUGAUCAUUGUAAAACAGAUACACAUUUUACCAAUAGCUGUUACAAAUAUCGAAAAGACGUAGAAGAAAUAGAAGACCCAAUGGUAUUCAACCUUGAAAAAUCAAGAGAGAAGGAAGAUUUUGAUGAAUAUAUCCGAUUCACAAAAUUUAGAGAACAAUACCAUCUUGAAAAUGAAUACUCGUCAAGUGAUGAAGAAUUACAAUUCUAUCAAGAACUUGAACAAUACGAAACAUCAAGCAAUUCAAGCGAUUCUGAUGAAUAUGAAAGUUAUAACCUUGAAAAGAAAAGCUCAGAAGAAUCAGAAAAUGAUUAUUAUUUCUAA